ACUCCAUGCAGCACAUCUCCCUUGAGAAAAGAUAAGGCACCUGUCACACUUUGCUGUUUCCUUUGCUGUCUGCCACAGCGAGAGCUCUGCGUCUGCAUAGCAUGGAAAUCGGCCACUUUUUGCUUGGAUUAUGUGCCCUUUUUUACUCUUACACGUCUGUUUCAGCAGAGUCAACUUGCAAGCUGAAGGCCAAGUUUAACCUGAACAGCUAUAAGGAUGUAGAGAAGAAGCAGGUGGUUAUUGGGGGAAUGUUUCCUGUUCACAAGCGUAUUGCUUCCAGUGAUGGCAACACUUCGAGGGUGCCUGUGUCCUCGGGGUGUGAGGGGUUUAACUUCCGCACCUUCCGCUGGACCCAGACCAUGCUGUUUGCCAUCAAUGAGAUCAACCAGAGAGACGACCUGCUGCCCAACACCGACCUGGGCUACGUCAUCUACGACUCCUGCUUCACCAUCUCCAAAGCCGUGGAGGGCACCCUCACGUACCUGACAGGCCAAGACGAGGCCGUACCCAACUACCGCUGUGGGACGGGGGCCCCUCUCGCAGCUCUGGUGGGUGCUGGGGGCUCCGACCUGUCCAUUGCUACGGCGAGGAUACUUGGACUGUAUCACUUCCCACAGGUCAGCUAUUUUUCCACCUGCUCCGCCCUGGAAAGUAAGUUCCAGUUCCCCACCUUCCUCAGGACUAUCCCCAAUGACAAGCACCAGUCUACAGCUAUUGCCAAACUGGUGCUACACUUCGGCUGGACUUGGGUGGGCACCAUAGCUGCUGAUGAUGAUUAUGGCAAGUAUGGCAUCAAAGACUUCAAGGAGCAGGUGGAGGAAGCUGGUGUGUGCAUCUCCUUCUCUGAGACGCUGCCCAAGGUUCAUUCCCCUGAGGACAUCCAGCGUAUUGUUCAAACUGUAGUUGAGGCCACGGCCAAGAUCAUCGUGGUUUUCUCGUCAGACGUGGACCUCAGUCCUCUCAUCCUCGAGCUGCUCCAGCACAAUGUGACCAACCGCACCUGGAUCGCCAGCGAAGCCUGGGUCACCUCUGCUCUCAUCAACCAGCCUGGGGUGAGCCCACUGCUAGGUGGCACCCUGGGCUUUGGGGUGAAAAGAGCUGACAUCCCAGGUCUUCAGCGCCAUCUACUGGAUAUAGACCCCUAUGAUGACCCACUCACUGAGGAAUUCUGGGAGACGUUGUUUAACUGCACAUUACGGCCCAGGUCAGCGAGGGGGGUUGCUGAUGGGCUGUGUACAGGCUCUGAGUCUCUGGCACAACUCAGAAACACCUACUCUGAUGUUUCCCAGUUACGGAUCACUUACAGUGUGUACAAAGCUGUGUACGCUGUGGCCCAUGCCUUGCACAACCUGGAGCACUGUGUAGAUGGACAGGGGCCAUUUAUUGGGAUCGGCUGUGCUGACAUCAGCAGCUUUGAGCCAUGGCAGCUUAUGUACUACCUGAAGAAUGUGCGCUUUAACGUGCCGCACACGGACGAAGAGAUCUACUUUGAUGAUGGGGAUGUAGAAGGCAUCUAUGACAUCAUUAACUGGCAGGUCAGCAGUAACGGCGAGAUAUCCUACGUCACUGUGGGACACUAUAAUGGCUCGGCAGCCCCAGAGGACAGGAUGACCAUCAUGAAUGAAUCCAUUUUGUGGAACAAUGAAAUGUUGGAGCCUCCUCGGUCAGUGUGCAGUGAGAACUGUCAGCCAGGCACCAGGAAGGGAAUCCGGCAGGGAGAGCCAGUCUGCUGCUUCGACUGUAUCCCGUGUGCUGAUGGAGAGAUCAGCAACUCGACCAAUGCUCGUGCAUGUAUCCUGUGCAGUUAUGAAGAUUGGUCCAAUGAUGCCCAUGACACCUGUGUGCCAAAAAUCAUCGAGUUCCUGGCUUUUGGAGAGCCGCUGGGGAUCACUCUCAUCGUCAUCUCAGCCUUCGGGGCUCUGGUGACCAUUGCUGUCGGGGUGGUGUUUGUUGCAAACAUUGGCACCCCUCUGGUGAAAGCCAACGAUGCUCUGUUGAGUUUCUCGCUGCUCUUCGCGCUGGUGGUGACCUUCCUCUGCUCCAUCGUCUUUCUCGGAGAGCCUCAGCACUGGAGCUGCAUGACCAGCCAAGUAGCCCUGGCCCUGGGCUUUGCUCUCUGCCUCUCCUCUAUCAUGGGUAAGGCAGCAGUGUUGAUGAUGAGAGCUCAGGCUCUGAAGGCGGCCCGAAACCGAGCCAAGGCAGCUGCCAAGGCUGCAAAGGCUGCAGCUGAAGCAGCAGCCAACAGCGGCAACCCUGAUGUCAUUGUAACCAACACCAUCAACAACAAUGAGGCCAGUGCCUGUGCUAACCCUGAAGUUGACAGUCUCACUUUUGGGCACCAGAGGGCGAUAGCGGCUGUGGCAACGUUAAUACAGGCAAUAGCAUGCACAGUGUGGCUCAUCAUCCUCCCUCCCCACCCGGUGGAGAACACCUCUGCCCAGAAUAUAAAGAUCAUUCUCGAGUGUGAUGAAGGCUCUGUGGUCUUCAUCUGUUGUAUCUUCGCCUAUGACAUCCUGCUGGCUCUGCUGGCCUUCGUCUUUGCUUUUAUAGCCCGCAAACUGGAGGACCACUUCAGCGAGGCAAAGUGUGUGACCUUCGGCAUGCUCGUCUUCUUCAUCGUGUGGAUCUCCUUCGUCCCGGCGUACCUCAGCACGCGUGGCAAGUUCAUGGUUGCUGUCCAGAUAUUUGCCAUCUUGGCUUCCAGCUUCGGCCUGCUGACCUGCAUCUUCCUGCCCAAGUGUUACGUUCUUUUGGUCAAACCUGAACGCAACGUAGAGGAGAUGAUGAGGCCCCGCGCCAAACCACGUGACGGGACCUCGACCGGGACGUCGGCCUCACUCGCUACAGCUGGUACUGAGGUUACUGCUACGAUUGCAUCAACUUCUAUGAAUGAUUAGUGCAGCAGUGAUAAGAACUAAACUAUACAACAGAAAUCGUAAAAUAAUUUAGAUGGCAGCCUUCAUUGGACGACUGGUCCAGCUGAUUAGAGGCUUAUUAUUCACACAUAUUUUACAAUCAUCAGGCCCAAGUCAAGUGUAGUGCGUUAGAUUGGAUUCAUUUUAAUUCAAACACCCACCAGGAAAGAACACCGCUACCUCAACCAUUACUACAUUCUUCAAGAGCAAUAUAAUUUUGCCUUAACUUGCCUUACUGUGAUGUCUCAACAGGUACAUACUCUGUCAAGUCUGCUGUUGUUUCAGUUGUGGUAGCAGAAUUAAAAUAAAGUUAACUUUCUUAUCUCAGAUGUCGUACUGCUGUACUUUUAGAUGCAAAUACACAUUUGCCAAAUUAUAAACAUACAGGCAUUUCGCUUAUGUUGAUGAAAAUAUACAUUUCAAAUGUUUAUGCUGUAAACUUACGAUUACUGUGAUAACCUGUUAUUGAUGUCAUGCAAAUGAAUGUAACUCUUUUGGCAUAAUACAUUUCCUAAUAAUAUAAUAAAUAUU
Messenger RNA from Centropristis striata (black sea bass), 3446 nucleotides. Its product is annotated as vomeronasal type-2 receptor 1. The transcript is spliced from 14 exons. Lineage: Eukaryota; Metazoa; Chordata; Actinopteri; Perciformes; Serranidae. Gene Ontology annotation, biological process: G protein-coupled receptor signaling pathway. The record is from RefSeq and is a predicted model, not a curated record. Gene Ontology annotation, molecular function: G protein-coupled receptor activity; olfactory receptor activity. Gene Ontology annotation, cellular component: membrane. The coding region runs from base 102 to 2897 and encodes 931 amino acids.